Molecule: messenger RNA, 2185 nt
Organism: Umbelopsis ramanniana AG
Lineage: Eukaryota; Fungi; Mucoromycota; Umbelopsidomycetes; Umbelopsidales; Umbelopsidaceae
Exons: 10
Coding region: 38-1846 (602 amino acids)
Molecular function (GO): RNA binding
Source: RefSeq, a predicted model, not a curated record
GCUUUUUUCUCGACCUUUGCCAUUGCUACUACCAUAGAUGAACGCUGCCAUGGAGGACAAAGAAAGCGUAGCUCCUAAAGCCAACGUUGCCUUGGAGAAAAGAGUCUAUAUUGGCGGCUUGCCCAGAAGUAUGACAGCAGACGAUCUACAAAAUCGAUUCAAAAUGUUUGGAGAAAUCUCGGACGCAAGUAUAGCUAAGGAUACCGAAAAUCAAUGCCGUGGGUUCGGUUAUAUCACGAUACAAACGACCACAAAUCAGUGGACCAAAUGUCUCUCUGUGUACAAUAAUGCGAAGUGGAAAGGAGGAGUCAUGAAAAUCGAAGAUGCUAAGCCAGAAUACAAAGAAAAGCUGGAAGCAGAAAAGCAGGCACUAAGAUUGAAGCAAGAGAAAAAAGAGGAGAGAGCUUCCAAGAGACGGCGGAAUACCGAUGCAGAUGGUUUCAUUGCAAGAGAUAUGACUCUGGUUAACGACAAGAACGUUGAUGGACGGAAAGGUUGGAAACGAGGACGAUACGGAAGAGCGAUCGCAGUAAUGCGAUUGCAAAAGGACAAUGGAACCAAGGCAAGUAGCUUCGCUGAUAAGGCCAUUGCAUACCAAUUACCAAAUCUAAUUUAUAUCUAUUCUUUUCAGUUUGUUUUUGAUCCAUCGCAUUACAAAAAUAACCUGCUAAAGCUCUACGACAUCAAAGUUCGCAUGAAACCAACUCGAAGCUUGCCAAUGUUUUACGAGGAUAUCGACGAUACCAUAGAGUCAUACGAUCAUGCUAGUGACCAUGAUGAUAAUUAUGCCAUGCAAGAAGAUAGUGAAAAUGAAGACGAAGCUGUACAGAUCACAACUAAAUCACCUGUAUUACCGCCAAAGUUGACAAAGGAACAAGUGAACGAAAAGAGAUUACAGACCUUGGAACAAAGAGAGAUGGAAAGACACGAGGAGAAAGAACGUAUUGCUGCAAUGCUAGCUCAAGUUGAAUCAGGGAAACGAAAGGAUGGUCACAUAACUUUCGGUGACGAUGAUGAAAAAGCACCGAAAAACAUAGAGCAUGACAAUGACAGCGAUGAUGUUGUUGAGCAGCAUCAAUCGAAAGACGCUAUGAAAUGGAUGUUUGACUCUGAUGAAUCUGAUGACGAUGAUACCCCAGCCUUAAAUAUCAAUCCAGUGAUGGAAGGCGAGAAAGGCAGAGAACGACUAGAAUUACAGCGGACGUUUGGUGGUGAUGAGCGUUUCAAGCUGGGAGCUGAUUUCAUGGACGACGACAGUGACGAAGAGGAAUCAUGGAAUCAAGCAAAGCAAGAAGAUAACCUUGCUCGAGACGAAAUAGCGGCCGAACUAAAUCAAGAGAAGUCAACUUCACUUGAUGUACUGAAGGCCAUGUUCGGGGAAGAUAACAGAACAGUUCUGAGGGAAGCACCAAAGUCUGCGGGUUGGACACCUGGAUUACGUUUUGAUCCCGACGAAGAGGAUGCGGAUUUGCUUGUGGAUACAACGCAACCUGAAGAAUCCCAAAAUAAGGAAGCAGAACUCGCUCAGCAGCAAAAGGAAGUUCUUCCAGAAGUCUCGAGUGAUAAGCAUUUCCAAGUGAAUAUCAAUUUGAAGCCACUCUUCACACCAGGUGCUCAAGAAACGCCAUUUAAACUUUUCGGCGGGGAUUCCGAAACGGAAGAAGAAGAAGAAGAACCUGAAGAAAUAGAAGACGAAGACUCAUGCAGAACGCACCCUUCUUUUUCUUCCAUUUUGGAAAUCAAGAGCUAUCCAAACGAUCAACCUAUAAAGACGACGGUGUAUUUAUGCGCACGGACUCAAUGGAGAAAAUCACUGCUACUUGGGAGUCUGUCCGCCAAGAAUUGACUCAAGUGUUCAAGAAGAAGCACAAAUCCGCCACCAAGCUGAAGGCAAAGAUGAUGAGAGCUCAGCCCAACGGCAAAUAGGUUAUUUGAACGGGUUAAAGUAAAAAGUGAUAAUCCACUCUGGUGGAUCUCUUCGAACACAUACCGAGUUUGUCAAUGCACCGUAUUACUUUAUCUUUUGUGCGACCACGCGGUUUAUUUCUUUGUCCCAUUUCCAGUGAAAUAAAACGGCUGUAAAUAUCUCUUUACCUCUCCCCACUUAAGCUGACGAUAUAAGAGAGUACUUGCAAAGGGGAUUGCCCAUAUAGUUGAGACUGGUAACUUUUGAUCGAUUGAUUGU